GCUGUAUUGGUGCCUUGUCGCCUGGUCAAAUGGGCAGCAACCUCCUAACCCAUCCUGGUCGAGGAAUCCUGAGUUCCCAAGGACUGACAAGGAUCAAAUCAAACGCCCCCAAGACCUCCAAUGAGAAUUUGGUUCAAAGCUGGAGUUUUGGUUCCAUGUUUCGAGCUAUUUGAAACCCGUCCGGAUUCCAUAAUAAUCCCUGCUUCAAGAACAAAACGAUCUAUCAAGCAAGCCCUUGCUACAUCAGUCUAAGAGCCAUAGCAUGCACUACCCUCUUCCUAUGCAACACACGUUAUGUUCUCCAAGCACUUUUCUCAAUGAACUCUCAAGGAAAUGUCCAACCAAAAUAAUGGUCGUCGUUGAGGAGGAUUCGCGAUGAGCCCAUGGAAAGGAGCUUGCACGCUAUGCCUGAUCGGGAAUCCCCUCAGUUAAGGUCCACCGCUCCAUCAACAAGGCUUCCUCUUCAAGAGGAGUCAUCUUCAGCCCUUGGAUGUCCUUUCUACCUUUACCCUGUAUCUAGGACUCUACCCUGCAGCACUCUCAUAUCUUUAGCGACUCUUAUCCAAGCUAUCGCCCAUCCCCAAUUGUCGGUGUCGAACUACCCCGCCAUAUCAGUACGCAAAACCAUAGCACAAUGGCCGACCACGACGAAGAUCUCGUUGCCUCAAAGACAGAGGGGUUCAAGCUUGGUGAGAAGAAGACAAUUGCUGAAUACAAUGAACUCGACAAGAACGACGAGUCCCUGAACCGCUGGAAGGCCUCCCUCGGGCUCAACGCCGGUGAACCCAUUGGAGACCCCAACGACCCCAGACGGUGCAUCAUUAAGUCUCUCGCCUUAGAAGUUGAAGGCCGCGAUGAUGUUGUGAUUGAUGUCUCUGCACCUGGUGCAGCCGAGAACCUCAAGAACAAGCCGUUCACCAUCAAAGAGGGAGCGACGUUCCGGAUCAAGGUUCAAUUCGAGGUGCACCAUGAUGUGCUUAGUGGACUCAAAUACCUACAGGUCGUCAAGCGCAGGGGUAUCCGAGUAAGCAAGGAUGAGGAGAUGCUGGGAAGCUACGCUCCUAACACAACGGGCAAGCGUUUCUACGAAAAGAAGUUCCAGAAGGAAGAGGCGCCUUCAGGAAUGCUGGCGCGUGACCGUUACAGCGCAGUUUCCAAAUUUGUCGACGACGACAACAAGACCCAUCUCCAGUUUGAGUGGUCAUUCACCAUUGCGAAGGAUUGGUAGACUUUUUUGGGCGGAGUACAUAUGACGAACAGCAUAUAUUUUAUCUAUUUACAAGCGUUGGACUCCUAUCUGGCUUUGGAACUGUGUCAACUUGCCUCUAAAAGAACAAGUUUGCGGGAUUGCGUGUCACAUGUAAAUGUGAACAGAGUAUCUGAUUGACUCAGACUCAAUUGGCCCAUGGAUCUAAGAAUAACUGUCCCUCUUUAUUCUGUGUCCACACAUACC
Molecule: messenger RNA, 1453 nt
Organism: Aspergillus calidoustus
Lineage: Eukaryota; Fungi; Ascomycota; Eurotiomycetes; Eurotiales; Aspergillaceae
Source: the annotation of a GenBank genome assembly